AUGUCAUCUUCAUCUUCUAUCUGGGACGCCAUCAUAGAUUAUCUCUCUCUGAGCUCGAUAUGGAAUUAUCUACAAGCAACUCUUCUGGGAGAGACUAGUGUGCCUCAGGAAACAAAUUGGGGGCCACUAGAUAACCUCGCUCCGGCUGUGCAAGUUAUCCUGGGAAUUUCCUUUUUGAUUUUGUUGGGAGUGGGAAUGUAUGCCUUAUGGAAACGAAGUGUUCAGUCAAUUCAGAAAAUACUGUUGUUUGCAAUCACACUCUACAAAUUUUACAAGAAAGGCUCAGAUUUUUUUCAGGCUUUGCUGGUCAACCCAGAAGGGAGUGAUCUCACACUUCAAGACAAUAAUAUUUUCCUGUCUUUGGGUCUGCAAGAGAAGAUUCUGAAAAAGCUUCAGACAGUGGAAAACAAAGUGAAGGACUUGGAAGGGAUGAUCAUUUCCCAAAAACCUACCACAAAGAGGGAUUACUCCUCUGAGCACUACUGCAGCUGCUCCGACUGCCAGAGUCCCUUGCUUACGUCAGGGUUUACAUCCACAUCUGAAAUGUGA
Messenger RNA from Budorcas taxicolor (takin), 549 nucleotides. RefSeq names its product transmembrane and coiled-coil domains 2 (gene TMCO2). Gene Ontology annotation, cellular component: nucleus. Lineage: Eukaryota; Metazoa; Chordata; Mammalia; Artiodactyla; Bovidae. Bases 1 to 549 code for a protein of 182 amino acids. The record is from RefSeq and is a predicted model, not a curated record. The transcript is spliced from 2 exons.